Penicillium coprophilum is the source of this 1029-nucleotide messenger RNA. RefSeq names its product dual specificity protein phosphatase family protein. Gene Ontology annotation, molecular function: F-box domain binding; protein tyrosine/serine/threonine phosphatase activity. The record is from RefSeq and is a predicted model, not a curated record. NCBI's taxonomy places the organism in Eukaryota, Fungi, Ascomycota, Eurotiomycetes, Eurotiales, Aspergillaceae. Gene Ontology annotation, cellular component: nucleoplasm; cytoplasm. Gene Ontology annotation, biological process: negative regulation of protein binding; regulation of ERK1 and ERK2 cascade; protein dephosphorylation. Bases 1 to 1029 code for a protein of 342 amino acids. The transcript has a single exon.
AUGUCCAACGGCAAUUCACGCAGAGAAGUGCCCAUGUCUCAUGAUGAGCAGUCUCAUUAUGUUCGCACCCAAGAGUAUACAGUUAUGCCACAGUAUCUCAACUCUAUGCGCCUACCUGGGUCUCUCGGGGCAGCCUACCUUGGAUUAUCGGGCACAAGCAAUGAUGACACUGUUAUUGUCGACAGGAAAGUUUUCGACCGCGACACCCACGAAUUUGCAGAGGGAGACUUUGUUUGUCCAGGAUUUUUCAACCACGUCGAUCUAGGUGGGUUCACCCGCCGCUUCAACCCUUCCCAAUGGACCUACGAUAUGCGCCGCCAAGCUCAGUCUGUCUUUCCAUUUUUAUCUCUUGGCCCUUCGUCAUGUCUCCGUGAUACCGAUUACAUCCGGAGCCAAGGUUUCACACUUCUUCUCGCUAUUCGGAGUCGACACUCGGCCCUGGCACGCCUUGUUUCUGGCGAAAAAGCUGCGGCCGAGGCCGGUAUCAUGGCUGACACGAUCGAUGUCCUUGAUAACCAAGAGCUCAGUUCUGCAUUUCCACGCGCUAUCCGUCGUAUCAAUGAUCACCUGGCUGGUGUGGAUGUUGGAACUGAUGGGAUGAUGCCCAAUGUUCAAAAACAGAAAAGGAAAGUUCUCGUCUUCUGCGAGUCCGGGAAUGAACGCUCCGCCGGUGUCGUCAUUGCCUAUGUCAUGGUCAUGCUUAAUGUUCACUCUGCUGAAGCUACGCACAUGAUUCAACAGCGUCGUUUCUGUGUCUCAAUCGAGGACAAUAUGAAAUGCAUCCUCGCCGCUUUCGAGUCCAUUCUUUCUGCUAAGCGUGAUGUUGAGCGUGCUAGACAGAUUAUUGUUCGUGGGGCUGCGACUCUUGCGCCUCCAUCGGCACCACCGCUGCUUACGAAGAAGCGAAGUUUUCAAGAUCACAAAGAUGAUGAUAUUGCCAUAGGGGAGGAUGAAAUGGACAUGGAUGCGGAUGAGGACCCUUUCUACGACCGAAUGCCGAAUGCUCCCUUCCAAGACCGCAUUGUCUAA